CUAUAGUUUCUUCUGCUUGGACUUUUGAUUGUGACUUAUUUUGAUUUUAAAACUUUUAAUACCUUAAAAACUUCAGUCUUUUGAGUUGGGGCACUGUAACAUCUCUCCUCAUACCAAAAGAGUUUCACUUUAAUGAAAUGGAGGAAACAAAGCUACGUAUUUUAGAACUUUAUAGUGGAAUUGGUGGCAUGCAUUACGCAGCUGAAUUGGCAAAUGUUGGAGCAGAAUUUGUUUUCUCUGUAGACAUCAAUACGUCCGCGAAUGAAGUUUAUCGACAUAACUUCAAGCAGACUAAUCAACAGUCAAGAAACAUUGAAUCUCUGAGUGCAAACGAAAUCAACAAGUUGAAGCCCAAUGUUAUAAUGAUGAGCCCACCCUGCCAGCCAUUUACUCGAGUUGGCUUGAAGUUGGACGUAGAAGAUUCCCGUUGCUCAUCAUUUCUGCACUUAUUAGAUGUGCUUCCACAUUUGGAAACAGUUUCACUUGUUUUAAUGGAAAAUGUUGUGGGUUUCGAAACAUCUGAGAUGAGAAAUGCAUUUACCAAAGCACUGAAAAGCUGUGGUUUUUAUUUUCGAGAAUUCUUGCUAUCUCCUGUGAGCUUACAAAUUCCCAACAGUAGAAAUAGAUACUAUCUAAUAGCCAAGAAAUUUACCAACUUUGCAUUUGGAACAGAAACAGAUAUUAUGACAGCAUUUCCGAGCAACAGCUGUGAUAUUACCAUAUCAGUCGGACAAAAAACAUUGGAGCCCUAUCUGGAGAAGAAUUUUGCAGACGAAGAACUGGCGCGCUAUUUACUUCCCGCCAAAACGUUGAUGAAAUAUUGGCGGAUACUUGACGUGCGACAAAGAUCCGACAUAUCUUCUUGCUGUUUCACUAAAGCCUAUACUCACUACGCAGAAGGCACUGGAUCUGUGCUGCAGCACGAUUCAAACGAAUCAUUUCAAGAAAAAUUCGCUGAUUUCGAAAAAGAUGGAAACGUUGCACAUUUGGAGCCAUUGCAGCUCAGAUAUUUCACACCUCGAGAAAUCGCUAAUUUAAUGGGCUUCCCUGCUCACUUUUCGUUUCCUGAAAACACUUCCCUCAGGACUCGAUAUCGACUCUUAGGAAAUAGCUUAAAUGUGCUUGUUGUGUCCAGCCUCUUAAAAAUAUUAUUGAAAUAAAAUAAACACUAGGUUCAAUGUG
Messenger RNA from Daphnia magna, 1182 nucleotides. It is a transcript of the gene Mt2, whose product is annotated as tRNA (cytosine(38)-C(5))-methyltransferase. The record is from RefSeq and is a predicted model, not a curated record. The coding region runs from base 138 to 1160 and encodes 340 amino acids. The transcript is spliced from 3 exons. NCBI's taxonomy places the organism in Eukaryota, Metazoa, Arthropoda, Branchiopoda, Diplostraca, Daphniidae. Gene Ontology annotation, molecular function: methyltransferase activity.